UUGAACCCUGUAAAGUCCCCAUCGAUACCUGAUACCUGUUAUCUCAAGUCCCUAAUUCAAGAUUCAUUCUACAACUCGCCUGCAGCAACAUCAGUCACCACCACUUUCGAAAAAUGUCCAACAGAAGAAACAAAAACGAUGAUGCUACUCUGGCUUUGAUGAUUGGUGCCGGACUUGUAGGAAUAGCAGGAAUCGCGACUUUGGCAGUUGGAGCUGCAUUGAAUGAUAGAGACGAUUCUGAAGAUGACAGAAGACGCAGAUCAAGUUCGUCAGGUCCGUCAUUUUCGGAAGUGUUGGAUGGAAUUGUAACAGUAGCCGGGGCCGUUGCUACUACUGCAAAUGCACUGAACAAUGUUAUCGGCCAACCUAGUUCGUCUAGACCUAGGAGGGGAAUAUCAAUUAGCGAAAUCAAUGAACCAGAAACAGAAGAAAGCUUAUUACUAUAUGAUGUCGACAAAAUGAACUGAAUACAGAACAUCCCGUCCCAGGACCCAGUAUAUGAGUGCAGAAGGAAAAUAAAAUACAAACACUUGUGCAUCCGAUACGAGUCCACAAACUGACACAAAGUAGAAAGAAAUUCACUAAUACUAAAAACAUAUUUUAUAUUCAUUAUUUUAGAACUCCCAUAUAUUAUGGCAAUUCAAAUUUUCCAGCAUGCGGAAUAUUAGACAGAACCAUUCCAAAUUUGAGGUUAAGUUUUAUAAUUACGAUAUAACAUUUACUUACUGAGAAAUAUGAAGUGUGCAAGUGCAUUAGUUGUGAAAACAAACAUUUGUGUAGUAUGAAAGAAGUGAAACAGAAGAAACUUUUCAAUAAACAAAUGUAAACAAUACUGUCAAACCGGCUAAAAUUAAAGAAAUUGCAAAAGACUCACGUUUGUUGUACUAUCCCUCUUUGAUAUACUAUGUGAAAGCUACUAUCCAAAUGAAAGCUCUCUUGAUUGUAACAAACUUUAACUGUUUUGUCUCCUUUCUUCACUAUUGUAAAGAAAAUGAUAAUAUAUAAACAAAAGUGUUCAAGGCGUAUUUUGUUGACGAUGUAUGUGCGUCAUCGUCCCUAACUGUACUAGUUUGCUCAUGUUGCUUCAGGGCAGAAAUUCCAGUAAACUACUAUUUCCGGCGGACAUGUUUUAGUUAAGUCAUGACCCGAGACGGGGAAAUCCCGACCAUCUUCAAUCCCCGAGGUCGAAACCGAGCACCCAGCGUCGUAGUCACCGAAGAGGGCGUGGCCAAUGGCCCGUUCGGCCACGCCGAUUCCGUCAGUAGUCAGCAGGAGCCGGCAGGGGAGCCUCUCUCUCCCGCACCCCAAACUAGUGGAGUUGUGGGGAGAUUGAAAGCAUGUUGGACGUCGCUUUGCUCAAACUCGGCGAGGAAAAUCUACUUUGGAAUAUGGGUGACAGUAUGCGUGACAGCAUCUUGGGUCGGAGCAACACACUGUAUAAAAUACCUUUAUCUGAGGCAACCCAAGGACCCAGAAUCCGACGCAGAUCCCGUUUUAAUACCUUAUGACACUAGUGGCCUCAAUAUGACAAUAGUACAAACAGUAUACACCGUAUCGUAUCAAGCCCCGUUUUUCACCACUUGGUUCGUCACGAACUGGACGAUGCUGUUCUUUCCGUUAUAUUUUCUCUGCCGUCUGAGCAACAGAAGAUGCGAAUCGAUGUCGGAUAUCCUUUUGGAGAGCAUCAGAGACUUCAGGGACAAAGGAUUCACGCCAGUGAGAUUCAUGACGCGCUGCAGCCUCUUCUGUAUCCUUUGGGUCGGAACGAAUUACAUGUACAUAAUGUCCUUAAGGAUACUUCUGGCGACUGACGUCAUGGCCCUCUUCGCUACCAACGUUUCUUUUGUAUAUCUCCUCUCUUGGGUCAUCUUGCACGAGCAAUUCGUCGGCAUAAGAAUUAUGGCUGUGAUAAUCUGCGACACCGGCGUGGCCCUUCUGGCGUACAUGGACGGCAUCACGGGCAGCCCCACCCUUGGCGGGGUGGUGCUGGCUACUUCGGCGGCGGCCGGUUCCGCCGUCUACAAGGUGCUCUUCAGGAAGAUCGUCGGCGAAGCCACGUACGGCCAGGUGGCGCUCUUCUUCUCCCUGAUCGGCAUGCUCAACGCCGCCUUUCUGUGGCCUCUGUGUCUGGGCUUGUUCCUGAUGGGCGUCGAAACGUUGUAUUGGGAGGUGCUGCCGUGGCCGGUGUUGUUGACGUCGAGCGUCUUGUCUUUAAUUGCCAAUUUACUGGGUAAUUUUAGCGUCGCCUUGACCUACGAUGUAUUCAUAACCUUAGGUCUGAUAACUGCUGUCCCUGUCUCAGCAGCUUUAGACGUUCUACUAUAUGGAGCAACAUUCGAGGGAAUGAAACUUGCUGGAAUGAUACUGAUAGCUGUGGGAUUUUUCCUGGUUAUGUUUCCUGCAAACUGGCCUGACUACAUUACCAGACUGCUCAGAAAAACGAGUCGUAUCUUCAACGGGAAGAAGUAUCAUAAUGUUGAGUCACAGUGCGAGGUGGAGCAGAAGAAACCGCCACGGAUCGAAUUCCCAACGCAGCCAGAUCAUUGAUUACCGGACUGGGUAUAUUAGGUCACACCUACGGUCUCCGUCUGGAAGGGUGCGGUGACCAAGACAGAGUUUAGAUGAGCACCAAUCAAAAUACCUGUUUCAAAGAUCUUCUCUACCUUGAUAGAAUCGAUAAAAUGGAUCCUCAGUUGAUAACACGAUCUUGCUAAUCUUCUGUAGAAGCAAAAUUCUAGAGAAGUUCUCAGUGCAUUUGAAUCAAAUAUUUUUGGGAGAUUGUCUGUGGGUAACAAGUAUUGGAUUAUAAAAUCACCAACAGACCUCUAAGCUUUCCGAAAAAAAAAUUUAUGAUUAUUGUUCAUUGGUUCUACGAGAAAAUGAUUCAUUAUUCAGGAAGUAACACCCAAAUAUUUCCAUUUCAAAGGAUGAUGACGUCUCUACCAUUGUAAUUUAUUCCCUCCUUUCAAACCACAUUUCAAAAUGUAUAUGAUUUUUGUGAAGCAGAAACAAAGUACAUGAGUGAAUAUACGGCGUAACCAUUUAGUUAGUACUACUCAAUGAAAAUUACAAAUAUAAAGUUUUUAUAUUUGGAAUUUUAUAUUUAUCGUAUUAUGAAAUGCUGCUUAAUUUCGGAACUAAUCAUCAAAAUGACCUCAAAGUAAGUUGGCAAUACGAUGCACUUCGGUUUUGCCCGUAUUAUAUAUCAAAUGUUAUUGACGUCACGACCACCAGUUUUAUUCGAUUUUGAAAAAACUAGUGACAACAGAAUUGUAAAAAAUAUGAAACAAGGCACUAUCAUCAUACGUGUAGUUUUCACCCAUCCGGUUAUCCCAAUACCAGUGGAAAGGUCCAUUUUGAUAACUUUUUUAUUGAAGAAGUACUACUUUUUCAGUACAUUGGUCAAAUAUUUGACAAAAUCUCAAUUUGGUGUUCUAGAGUGGUUGAUAAAACGAAUACUAUUUGGCACAUAAAAUUGGCUAGGUUAUUUUUAUUUGAAUUAAAAUAAUACAUCUUGUUGAGAUCAUGCACUUAUUGAAACUAUAACUUGUCCUGAGAUGAACAGAUGAACAAACGAAUAUGGAGUUGUUAAGUUGUUAAAAUAUACCAGACGAUAUUUCAAUACUGACUUUAAAAAUGUAUGAACAAGUGGUUAUUACUUCAAAUUGAUACACUUUUGAAUGAAUAAACGUACUCUAGGGGUUUAGUCGAAUUUUUAGCAGAUAUGGAGUUCUUUAACGUUACCACAAAAAGAAUACUUUCGACAUGAACUGUUGUUAGAAACAAACAAGAUUAUUAAUUUUCAAAUAUAUGUUGUUUCCUAUAUAUGUUUAGCAAUCAUUACCUUGAUAUAUCAUUAGAAGUUUCCCUUUAAAUAAAUUAAAAGUGUUACAAUGAA
Leptinotarsa decemlineata (Colorado potato beetle) is the source of this 3898-nucleotide messenger RNA. Its product is annotated as solute carrier family 35 member F3. NCBI's taxonomy places the organism in Eukaryota, Metazoa, Arthropoda, Insecta, Coleoptera, Chrysomelidae. The record is from RefSeq and is a predicted model, not a curated record.